This is a messenger RNA of Sorex fumeus (smoky shrew), 1903 nucleotides long. RefSeq names its product angel homolog 2 (gene ANGEL2). Bases 18 to 1652 code for a protein of 544 amino acids. Gene Ontology annotation, molecular function: 3'-5'-RNA exonuclease activity; mRNA 3'-UTR binding. The transcript is spliced from 9 exons. NCBI's taxonomy places the organism in Eukaryota, Metazoa, Chordata, Mammalia, Eulipotyphla, Soricidae. Gene Ontology annotation, biological process: 3'-UTR-mediated mRNA stabilization. The record is from RefSeq and is a predicted model, not a curated record.
CCGCGGCGGGGAGCGCGAUGGGCGCUUGGCGCUGCGUGAGGAGGGGCUACGGCCGCUGCGCGGCGGGGCCAGGCCGAUCCCCCAUGCUGCCACGUGUGCAGAGGACUGUGGCCAGAGACUGGCCCGCACCGUGGGAGGACCUGCAGAGACAGUGCUGGCACAGACACAUCUCAAGCUGCAUGAGGUGGCCUGGGCAUUAUUCCCGCUCCCCAUACCCCUACCUGAGCAGCCGCCAUUUCUCUCUGAACCUGGCACGGCCCUGCUGGUUUGAGUCAAGAAGUGAGUUCCAGCCCUGGGGCUGGCGAGCUGACGCCCUGGGCCGCCCCUCCUGGUUCCAGCUCUCUGGUUACAUCAUGAAUCCUGAGGGAGGGGUGCCUUCAUCCAAGCGGAGGAAACACCAAGGCGUGAUAAAACGGCGUUGGGAAUAUAUAUGUAAUCAUAGUAAAGAAAAGACAGCCAUGAGCGUGGAAGAAUGCUGCAAGCCCACUUGUGAAGACAGUGAGGGCACGUUUGACUUCUCGGUGAUGUCCUAUAACAUACUAGCCCAGGACUUACUGGAAGACAAUUCGCACCUCUAUAGACACUGCCAGAGGCCAGUAUUACACUGGAGCUUUCGCUUUCCUAAUAUCCUGAAAGAAAUCAAACAUUUUGAUGCAGAUGUGCUGUGUUUGCAAGAGGUUCAGGAAGAUCAUUAUGGAGCAGAGAUCAGGCCAAGUUUGGAAUCACUGGGGUAUCACUGUGAGUACAAGAUGAGGACAGGACAGAAACCAGACGGCUGUGCCAUCUGCUUCAAGCACUCGAAGUUCUCCCUCUUAUCGGCCAACCCUGUGGAGUUCUAUCGCCCCGACGUCCCCCUGCUGGACCGCGACAAUGUGGGACUGGUGCUGCUCUUGCGACCCAAAGUCCCCCGCACUGCCUGCCCUGUGGUGUGCGUGGCCAAUACACACCUGCUCUACAAUCCCCGGCGAGGAGACAUCAAGCUGACGCAGCUGGCCAUACUCCUGGCCGAGAUGGCCAGUGUGGCGGCGCAGCAGGACGGCAGCUUCUGCCCCAUUGUCAUGUGUGGUGACUUCAACUCUGUUCCCGGCUCUCCACUCUACAGCUUCAUUAAAGAGGGAAAGCUGGAUUACGCAGGACUUGCCAUAGGCAAGGUCUCUGGCCAGGAACAGUCUUCCCGGGGACAAAGAGUCUUAACUAUCCCCAUCUGGCCCCCAAACCUCGGCAUCUCCCAGAACUGUGUGUAUGAGGGCCCCCGGGGUCAGCGCACGGAAAAGGCAGGCGCUGAUCCUACACAGACAGAGCUGGCCAAUUCAGACCUCAUUGGCCCAGCCAAAAAAUCCUCCUCCCGUUUACAGCACCAUUUCAGCUUGUCGUCCGUGUACUCUCAUUACGCUCCUGACACAGGUGUCCCUGAGGUGACCACCUGUCAUUCGCGCAGUGCCAUAACUGUGGAUUACAUCUUCUACUCCACCAGGAAGGAAGACGUCUCCCGGCAGCCAGGAGCGGAGGUGACCUUGGUUGGUGGCUUGAAACUUCUUGCCAGACUGUCCCUUCUCACAGAGCACGACCUGUGGACUGUCAACGGACUCCCCAAUGAGCAUAACUCCUCCGACCAUCUGCCUCUGCUGGCCAAGUUUCGGCUUCAGCUCUGAGUCUCUGUGGCUCUGGGGAGACUUUCCUUUUCAUUCUGGAAUCUUCUCUGUAGAGCGUUGUUUUGUAAGAGUUUGCAUGUUUAUUUUUGUGCUGUGGAGCAUCUGCAGUUGUGUUAAAUUGUUUGAAAACAGACUCAAAAUUGUUUGCAGCAAUUUUCUAAUGAUGAAAAAAAUAUUUUCCUGAAAAGUAGGAUUUAAAUGUUCUUUAUUGUAAAAAAUAAAUAAAACGUAAAUAUUUUUUAUUCCGAAUU